AUGUCUGAAUACACCCAGAAACCAAUCACACCACCUCAAUCGGAGUCUACUCCAAUUGAGAUAGACACAACUUCAGAUGAAGUCAAGGAAAUAUAUACCCUUGCAGACACAAUCAGGGACGACGUAUUUGCGGUCGACGCCCUUACUGAAGCCAACGACUUGACUGUUCUCCGCGCUCAACUUUCUUCAGAUCAACUUGUCAAUGAUUCAGACGUGUUACAUACUGAAGAGUUGAUUGAGCAAAGUAGAAUAGAAGAGGAGGAGGAGGAGGAAAGUGAAGGAAGUGUGUAUGAAGUUAAUGUCUGGCUGAUUUUACAAAAGGGUGCGAUCAAUUUAGUGUUGCCAUUCAUUAACGGAAUGAUGUUGGGGUUUGGUGAGAUAUUGGCUCAUGAAGUUGGGUUUAGAUAUGGUUGGCUUGGUGCUAAAGUGGAACCAGAAGGCAGGGUGAGAAAAAGAGAACAAGAACGUCAACAACAACAACAACAACAACUGCAGCUGCUGACUUCAAGGUUUUUGUGA
Molecule: messenger RNA, 519 nt
Organism: Spathaspora passalidarum NRRL Y-27907
Lineage: Eukaryota; Fungi; Ascomycota; Pichiomycetes; Serinales; Debaryomycetaceae
Gene: MIM1
Product: Mim1p
Exons: 1
Coding region: 1-519 (172 amino acids)
Biological process (GO): protein insertion into mitochondrial outer membrane; mitochondrial outer membrane translocase complex assembly
Cellular component (GO): mitochondrial outer membrane
Source: RefSeq, a predicted model, not a curated record